Messenger RNA from Siniperca chuatsi (mandarin fish), 4311 nucleotides. It is a transcript of the gene pbx3b, whose product is annotated as pre-B-cell leukemia homeobox 3b. Gene Ontology annotation, cellular component: nucleus. Gene Ontology annotation, biological process: embryonic organ development; eye development; animal organ morphogenesis. Gene Ontology annotation, molecular function: DNA-binding transcription factor activity, RNA polymerase II-specific; RNA polymerase II cis-regulatory region sequence-specific DNA binding. The transcript is spliced from 11 exons. The record is from RefSeq and is a predicted model, not a curated record. Lineage: Eukaryota; Metazoa; Chordata; Actinopteri; Centrarchiformes; Sinipercidae. Bases 1259 to 2722 code for a protein of 487 amino acids.
UUCUAGCCUGGGAUUGGUCGAGGAGCUUUACUUUCCAAUAAUAUAAACAUGUCUACUGCUUGCCUGGCUUGAACCAAGGCUUACAAGGGACUAUGCAGUUCUACAUCAAACUGUAUAAAAACUCUCAUUAUGUAUUUGCCUGUGUUGUUGCAGGACUAAAUCUUUAUUGUUGGUAGAGAAUAUGCACAUAGCUGCACGUGCACGCGUGAGGAAACGAGGAUACCCUGCUGCCGCUGCUGCAAGAAAGAGAGAGGGGACUCUGCCGUGCUUUCAUCAUUAUAAUCACCAUCCUAAGUAUUAGCUCUUAACAUUUUGUUUUUCGGUGUUCAGGCGAGAAGUGACAAGAACAUAGACCCCUCCUCUGCAGGGCGGAGCGUGCGUUUUCAUUUCGUAUUUUGUAUUUUUUAUUUUUUUUUCUACCCCUGUUCCCUGCUCUGACACGUCUGCACUGAGUGAGUGGCAUUGGCACACUGUCAAUCGCUCACUACCGCUGCCAUCAAACAACAUAAAACACACACAGGCAGAGGCUGGAGCUCAUAAAUUUCAGCAGGGCAAGAUAUUUUUUGCGCAUCGCCUUUAUACAGCGUUGUAGCCUCAUUAAUUUCUUCUCGUGGUUGCUUUUUUUCUAAACAGAAAUCUCCCAACUUUUUUGUACAUUUAAAAAUUUUUAUAGUCACAUUUGGACACCUUAUGCCGAAGAUUGUGUAUUUUUGUUAAUACUGUCAGUUGUCGCGGGAAUCAUUUCGGCACAUUUAUAGUUGGCAACACCUGCAAGAUUUUUUAUUUGUUUACACGUUUCCACAUUGGAUAUUUUUGUUGCCGGUGCUUCACGGGGAGGAUUUGGACAUUCUUUUGGAGAGGCAAUGCGCCGGGAAUCCCAUGAAGAGCGCUAAUAAAUGAGAGAUCACCAAGGAGCGUUUCUGUCUACACCACCCCUCAAAUCCCAGAGAAAAGACAGAUUGGCAUGAGGAUUCGUGCGGGAUACGAUGGACCGUCAAUUUUGAAAAAGAAGUGAUAAGAAGAAGAAAAAAGAUUUAUGCAUUUUUCUACAAACAUAGUCACGCGUUUUGGCACUUUGGACCGCGCGUAAAAAAGCGAGAGGACAGCGAGAACUUGGACACAAGAUUUUACGCUAAAACAUCACUGCUAGGCAUUUUUUCUUUAAAAGAAAAAAACGUGUGUGUGCUCCCCAUCGCUGAAGAAUCACACAGCCGUGUAUCCCCCUUGUCUGCGGCACAUGUUUUAGCCGAUUUCGUAUAUGAGUUUUUCAAUUUGUGUGGCUCAGUGCACAGACUCUUUAGCGGCUACUAUGGACGAUCAAGCCCGGAUCAUGCAGUCCAUCGGCGGUGUCAGUCUGGCCGGCCACUCGGUACAAGGAGGCAUGGCACUGCCGCCUCCACAUGGACACGAUGCAGACGGAGACGGAAGAAAACAAGACAUUGGUGACAUUCUCCAUCAAAUAAUGACCAUAACUGAUCAAAGUCUGGACGAGGCGCAAGCAAAAAACAGGAAACAUGGGCUGAACUGUCACAGAAUGAAACCAGCACUCUUCAGCGUUCUCUGUGAAAUCAAAGAAAAGACAGGUCUCAGCAUCCGUGGUGCCCAGGAGGAGGACCCCCCAGACCCCCAGCUCAUGCGUUUAGACAACAUGCUGCUGGCAGAGGGCGUGGCAGGACCAGAGAAAGGUGGCGGAUCUGCAGCCGCUGCAGCAGCAGCCGCAGCGUCUGGCGGGGCGGGCGACAACUCCAUUGAACAUUCCGACUACAGAGCCAAACUCACCCAGAUUAGACAGAUCUACCACACAGAGCUGGAGAAAUACGAACAGGCAUGUAAUGAAUUCACUACUCAUGUGAUGAACCUGCUGAGGGAACAGUCUCGCACGCGGCCCAUCUCUCCCAAAGAGAUUGAGCGCAUGGUGGGAAUCAUCCACCGUAAAUUCAGCUCCAUCCAGAUGCAACUGAAACAGAGCACCUGUGAAGCUGUCAUGAUCCUGCGCUCCAGAUUCCUUGAUGCCAGGCGGAAAAGGAGAAACUUCAGCAAGCAAGCAACGGAAAUUUUGAACGAAUAUUUCUACUCACACCUCAGCAACCCAUAUCCAAGCGAGGAGGCUAAAGAGGAGCUGGCCAAGAAGUGCAGCAUCACAGUUUCCCAGGGGGUGGGAAGCACCAUCACAGUAUCACAGGUAUCCAACUGGUUUGGCAACAAAAGGAUCCGGUACAAGAAAAAUAUCGGCAAGUUUCAGGAAGAAGCCAACCUGUAUGCCGCCAAGACUGCUGUAAAUGCAGCACACGCUGCAGCCGCUGCAGUGCAGAACAGCCAGGCCAACUCCCCUACCACACCUAACUCCGGAUUCCAGAUGAAAGAUGAAGAGUUUCAGCUGGAUUCUGCAGAGAGCAAAAACACUCUUUUAACCAACAUGUUUACUGGUUCUUCAGGUUCUUUUAACCUCCCAAACUCUGGGGACAUGUUCUUGAGCAUGCAGAGUCUGAAUGGGGAUUCUUACCAAGGGGCACAAGUCGGAGCCAAUGUACAGUCACAGGUGGAUACCCUGCGCCAUGUUAUCAGUCAGACGGCAGGAUACAAUGAUGCUCUUGGGGGAAACACGAUGUAUAGUUCACAUGGCUUAAAUGCUAAUGGGGGAUGGCAAGAUGCAACGACUCCGUCUUCUGUAAUAUCUCCGACAGAAGGACCUGGAAGUGUGCACUCCGAUACCUCGAAUUGAUCCGCUAUUAAUACAUCUUUCAGCUCAAACUGAGCAUGGACUCUUUCACCUGGCUGACAACUGCAGAGGAUAUACAAAAACUUUUCACAACAGAUUCAUUUUUCCUGUACCUUCAAAUGUCCCUCGACCAUGCCACACACACGGAAAAUGACAUUCUCCAUCGUUUAAAACCCAGUGUUUCCUGAUUGUUCCGUGUUUUCUUUCUGCCUUCAUAAAUCAACUUUAAUCACCAUGCUCUUAUUUGUUUGUCGUAGGGGUAAGCACACACAUGUACAAAUAGCAAACAGCCCUCAGAUGAUACUCAGUAAACUUUUAGGAUCUGAGCUUAAAAUACUGGAUGACACGCUACUUAAUGUUUUUUAUGACAUUUUAAAUGGUCAUUUGUUUGAUUCUUGAUUUAAUUACUACUUUUCCAUUUUGAUAAUUGGGUUCUCUUUCAUUUCAUACAAUACAUAGAUUAAAGCAGCUGUUUCUUUGACUGUAAUGUGCUUGCAAUCUUGUCCAGCAACUCAACAAUGCUACUGUUGACAGCUCAAUGGCAGCUUUGUAGUUACUUUCAAGAUUUAUUUUUGCCUUACAGCCGUAUACAUUAGUAGAAGGAAAUGCCUAUUCAAACUCUGGAACAUAAAGAAGUGUAAUUGAUUGCUUGACUAUAACAUGACACCAUUCCAUAUUUUAUAAUUUGAUGUUUAGUAUGUACAUAUGUUAACAUUUUUUUGUACUGCUUAUCAACAAAUCCCCCACAGUAGAUCAUUCCUUCAUGGCACACAGGAGCAGGCCCCGUCACACAGGAAAAGUUGUACAUAAUAUAGCUUAAGAGUAAUUAUACAUCCCACCAAUCAAUACACAGCUUUAUUACCUCAUUCAAUUCAUACAAACAAUAAUAACACAAUAAUUUCCAACAUUUCUUUAGCUUAGAGUGCUCACUUACUACCUCUAAACAAUAUCACCACCAUAGUUUCUUUUGCCCUAAUUUAAUGUUUUUAUGUAGUUAUUUUGAUUACAUCUUGUAACACUGUAAACUCUUCAUUCUCUAUGUAAUCUAAUGUAUAUUUUAAUCUUUUAAUAAAAUGCCGUUGCUGUACUGCAACUUAAAAAGACAAAAAUAAAAAAUGAAAAUGAUAACAAUAUUAAUGCCAUGAAAAAUAGAUGGGGAGGGGGGUGAAGAAGUUGUUGGUAUGUGGCUUUUACGCGGGGGUGCGCUGAACAUUGUUGAUAAAUUAACACCAAACAGUAAAACUGUUGUAAAUACUGAGAAAAAAAACAUUUUGAAUGUUGCUCAUCUUGUUACUAAAUCAUGCAAAAAAGGAAAAAAAAAUCAUUAUAAAAACUGUAAUGCAUAGAGGUUUCAGUAUUCAGAACUGUCAAUUUUCAGCUCUGUUCAACAGGGUUCAAAACUUCCUUUCUCUUUUUUCUAUUGUAUGUGAUUCUGAAACUGAAAAGUCAUGACAAAUGAUUUGUGGCAGUGAUUCUAAUGUAUUAAAGAUGUUUAGUGUUACUUUCUAACCAGACUACACCCUGGACUGAAAAGUCUUCCUUGUGGUAGUUGUGUGAUUUCAAACAUGAAUAAACCUUUUGCUUUCAUGACA